Messenger RNA from Diatraea saccharalis (sugarcane borer), 477 nucleotides. NCBI's taxonomy places the organism in Eukaryota, Metazoa, Arthropoda, Insecta, Lepidoptera, Crambidae. The record is from the annotation of a GenBank genome assembly.
AUGAAUAACAUUCUGGUAUUUAUUGGGGCAUUGCUAGAGGGUACGGCGAAGGUGGCUAAGUCAGCGGAGAUGUUGAUUGUUGGCAGAUUUGUGAUAGGUGUGAACAACGGACUGAACGCUGGGUUAGCACCAAUGUAUCUUGCAGAAAUAUCACCUGUCUCACUCAGAGGAUCGAUCGGUACAGUGUACCAAUUAGUUAUAACUAUAACUAUACUUUUGUCGCAAGUGCUUGGACUGUCGUCAGUGUUGGGCACGGAUGAGGGUUGGCCAUGGUUGCUAGCUUUAACUAUUAUACCAGCGGUGUUGCAAUGUAUUACACUACCAUUAUGCCCGGAAUCACCUAAAUAUUUACUGUUAAACAAGGCACAGGAGCUUCACGCUCAACGAGCUCUCAAUUGGCUCCGCGGCGACGUAGCUGUCCAUGGUGAAAUGGAAGAAAUGCAUCAGGCAUGUAUUACUGCUUUACCUACUGCUUGA